Messenger RNA from Anthonomus grandis grandis, 2984 nucleotides. RefSeq names its product kanadaptin-like. The record is from RefSeq and is a predicted model, not a curated record. The coding region runs from base 162 to 2846 and encodes 894 amino acids. The transcript has 13 exons. Gene Ontology annotation, molecular function: mRNA binding; protein binding. Lineage: Eukaryota; Metazoa; Arthropoda; Insecta; Coleoptera; Curculionidae.
GUGACAUUUUAAGAUAGAGAGAGCAUCAAAACAAACACAGUAUUAAAUGUAUUUAUCAUUAUAAUUAUAUCAUAUUUCAUUAAAAAACGUGUUAAAAUAUAUAUACUACUAUAACUGUGAGGUCUAUUAAGCUAUUUAUAAAAAAACCACUAUAAACAACUAUGGAGGGUGAAGAUGAGGUCCAAGAACAUCAACCCGAGCAAGAACAACUUAUUGCAGAUGAUAUUCAAGCUAAAAAACCAGAAGAGUCUUUCAAAAAGCCCACAUUACUUGUAGGGAAAAUAGGCAAGUUGCCUAAAAAGGUUCAGGCUAUAUCUCUUGAUAAAUCUGUGGAUGGUAAUGAGUCGACAACCCCUCGGGAGGACACUACUGACCCAAAACCUGACCCAACCACUUUGAAAACUGCUACUAAGGACCCUUUAGCUUCUAUUCCCUCGAUUGAACCACCAAUUAUCUCAUACAAUGAGCCUGAAUGGUCCGGUUUACCCGAGUCUAAUGGGAAACCUUAUGCCUUUGAGGUACUAAAGAACGGCUCGAUUAUCGAGACCAUUGAUCUAAUGAAAAAGCCCUUUUGGGUCUUCGGUAGGCUCCCAAUUUGCGAUAUCAGUAUGCAACAUCCUACCAUAUCAAGGUACCAUGCGGUGCUGCAGUACAGGGAGAAGCCCUCGGAAGAGGAUCCGCCUGGUUUUUACAUUUAUGACCUGGGGAGUACCCACGGAACCUUCCUGAAUGGUAAAAACAACAAGUUGAAGCCCAAAAUGUAUGCUCCUGUCAAGGUGGGACACAUGUUACGUCUGGGGUGCAGUCAGAGAUCCUUCAUUCUGACCGGUCCGGACGAAGACCAGGAGGAGGAGUCCGAAUACACCGUGACGCAACUGAGAGAAAUGAAACGGGAAAAAUUGAGGGAGCACGAGGAGCGAGUGAGACGAGCCGAGCUAGAGCGAGAGGAGCGGAGGAGGAAGGAGGAGGAGAGAGGAGUCGAUUGGGGAAUGGGUGAGGAGGACGAGGGGUCAGAGGAGGAGCAGGAAAACCCUUUUGCCGUUACGACCAAUGAAGAUUUAUAUUUGGAGGAUCCUAAGAGGGCUCUGAGAGGGUUCUUUGAAAGGGAGGGGAUGGACUUGGAGUAUGAGUGUUCCGAGCAAGGCAUGGGUCAGUUCCUAUGUAAAGUGGCACUACCAUUAGAUGAUGAGCUGGGAAAACCUCUGGUAGCCGAAGUGUUGCAUAGAGGGAAAAAGAAAGAAGCGGUGGUUCAAUGUGCGUUAGAAGCGUGCAGAAUAUUGGACCGUUUAGGUCUUCUGAGGCAAUCCACUCAUGAGUCUAAGAAACGUAAGACAAAGAACUGGGAGGAUAACGACUAUUACGACAGUGACGACGACACUUUUCUGGAUCGGACUGGAACGAUCGAGAAGAAACGGGAGAAGAGGAUGAAGGUUAAGGAGCCCGAACGGGCGGAGACUUACGAGGGUUUGGUGGCGAAAGAAAAGCUUCUGUCGACACAAAUAGCCUCCUUAGAAAAGAAACUGGGGGAAACCCAACGAAUGCACCAAAAAUCCUCAUUUUCAAGCAAUUUCACCAAUAACGAGGAGGACUCACUCGACUCUUACAUGAAGGGACUGAACGACGAUAAAAUCGACAAACAAACAAUUUCCAAGUUAAAACUGGAACUAGCGAAUUUGAGGAAAGAACACGCGAACGUCGUUAAGUUGGCAAACGUGGCCAAACCGGUUAAUAUGCCCGCCCUAGUGGUCCCCUCCACUUCCGCCGGCGGUACAAACGGUACCCAAGGGUCGAAAAAAUUCAAUUACCCCAUUUUCGGGAAAAGGAAGGUUCCUGUAAAAACGUCUGCUAAACCUAAAGGUGCUGAAGUACCUGCUGGAGUUAAUCAAGAGGUUUCAGUAGUAGAAUCUGAAGAAGAAGAAGAGGAGGAGGAAGAGGAUUUAAAGGGUAAAUUAAAGUGCGAACCUGCUCUGGAGGAAACCCACCCAAGUGAAACUGUGGAGGACCAUCUGGAUUCUAAUGAUCCCAAUACUGAAACGACAGAAAGGGCAACAAGAGAACAUGAAGAAGAAGAAGAAGAAGAAGAGGAAAUGAACUCCGACAGUUCCGAAGACCCGAUAGACGAACCGAUGCACGCUCUGUACGAGUUUAGACCUAUGAAGGACUUUUACUCUACCGUGGCGCUCAAGAAGUUCGAAACCAUCAUGAAAACUGGGUUACCAGCAGUUGCAGACAAACACAAAUCGAAACUCCUAAAGAUCCUACGGAAACUGCACCGUUUAUCUUCGCACGAGGAACGCAUGGAACUCGAUUAUCGAACAAUCGCGGCGAAAAAACGAAAAGUCAUGAAGUGGAUCUCCGAGUUAAGGGUCAGUGCGGCGGUACCGCAGGAACCCAACGAUAAACUGGAACAUCGAGUGUCCACCGAACUGGGUCGAAUUUUGGACGAUCUAAAUGCGAUUUUGAACGGCAAAUUUAAGAUGGUAAAUCAGGUGAGACAUAUGGGUAAGGAACUGCAGCACAUUUCCGGGGAAAUCGAGAAGGAAAUCACCGAUUUGGAGCGGAAGUGUCGUCAGAAUAAAGCGGAAGUGGUGAACAAGGAUGACGCGAAACCGGGAACAAGCGGGUCUAGCGGGUUUCAUGAAAAUGAUGACCACUCGACCACCGAGGACGAGAGAAAGAAGAAGAAGAAUCAGAAACGAAACGAACAAAGACAACACAAAACAGAGAUAGAGAAACGCAAGGGUUACGCCGAAGACGCCUCAAAGGAGAACUACAGCAUGUGGGUACCACCGACCGAUCAAACCGGAGACGGUCGUACCAGUUUGAACGAAAAAUUGGGUUAUUAAUUAAAGAAACAACAAAUCAAGUUUAUUAAUAUUUUAUUAUUAUUUAAUGUUCACUUAACUAUAAAGAUUCAAAGCGAUCUAUUCCUAACAGUCUAUUGGAUACAAUAAAUGGUACUUACUAAAUACAACAAAGGAAAA